Messenger RNA from Cylicocyclus nassatus, 564 nucleotides. The record is from the annotation of a GenBank genome assembly. NCBI's taxonomy places the organism in Eukaryota, Metazoa, Nematoda, Chromadorea, Rhabditida, Strongylidae.
AUGAAUUUGACUCUUAUUAGUGCGUACGCCUACUCAGAUUACUCUGUAGUAACCUUGGAGGCAGAUGGUUGGUAUGGACAAAAAGCAUAUUGUCAUUAUUUUGACGCAGAUUGGAAUAAGCUCAAUUAUUCUGUAGAGUCAGAAGUCUUUCCCGAGUUUUCUGUUCAUUGCUGUAGACAUCCUGAAGCAUUCUACAUGGGAAUAACCGAGAGUAAAAACGAUAGAGUGGUUUAUAAAGUACCUGUACUUGAUAGAACAGUGGACAAACCAAUAUACAAGCUUUCGGUGUGCCUCGCACCUAUUUAUGGUAACGAGACCAAAUGGAUGAUGUUGGCAGAGCUGAUUGAGCAUUACAAAUUGCAAGGCGUGCAACAUUUCUACGUUUACAUCAAAGAUAUCGAUGAUUACUCUCGUAUGCUCAUUGAUGACUAUGAGAAGAGUGGCGAAAUAGAAGUGGUGUACUUCAAAAAAGAACAGGAUAGAAUUAUGAUGCAUUGGCAGUUCGUCGGAGUGGUGGUAUAUGUGCUGUUCACUGAAGCUUUCAUCACUGAACUUCGAGUUUGA